Fundulus heteroclitus (mummichog) is the source of this 780-nucleotide messenger RNA. Its product is annotated as G-protein coupled receptor 4-like. The record is from RefSeq and is a predicted model, not a curated record. Gene Ontology annotation, molecular function: G protein-coupled receptor activity. The transcript is spliced from 3 exons. Gene Ontology annotation, cellular component: membrane. Bases 1 to 780 code for a protein of 259 amino acids. Gene Ontology annotation, biological process: positive regulation of Rho protein signal transduction; phospholipase C-activating G protein-coupled receptor signaling pathway. Lineage: Eukaryota; Metazoa; Chordata; Actinopteri; Cyprinodontiformes; Fundulidae.
AUGAUUAGUUGGUUGGAUUGGAUUACCAUUGGCAUUGGACUUCCUUUAACUCUGAUAGUAAUAGUUGCAGUUUUUCUACAGGUGAAAAAGAACCAGGGUUGCCCUAUCUUCGUCAUCAACCUUCUCUUUUCUGAUCUUAUUCAGUUCUGUGGUAAAAUUACAAUGAAUAAGGAUUAUUAUACAGGUUAUGUCAUCUUUUGCAUUGGUCUAUUUGCCAGUCUUGGAUUCAUGGUCUGUAUCUCCCUGGAAAGGUAUUUGGUCAUUGCCAAGCCACUAUGGUACAGAUUCAGGAGAAACAUCAAGACAUCUGUGGUUGUCUGUGUCGUGGUCUGGGUUCUUUCUGUUCUUUUUCUGCUAACUCCUGGUAGUCCAAUCAUGUUAGCAUGUCUUCACGUCCUGCCCAUCCCCGUCUUCAUCUUCUGCUUGGUUGGGACUAUUAAAGCUCUUUCUGGAGCCGUCAGUGUCCCACCAGAUGAAAAACGACGAAUUGCAGCCAUUCAGGUUGCAGUACUGCUAAUUUAUAUUCUGCUUUUCCUCCCCAUCAUAGUCGUUCUACUAUUAGAAAUGACCAGUUUUGAAGUUUAUACAUAUAUAUAUGCUAUAUGUUAUGUUUGUCUGUCUCUUAGUCCCCUUGCAGACACAAUUUUGUAUUUGUUAAGUCGGAAAAGCUUCCUGGAUAAGUUUCUGGCUUCACUCUGUUCUUGUAAAACAUCUGACAGUCAGGAGAUGAGCACCAGGGAUAUUGAAAGCACGACUGUGGCAAAUACUGAGACUGUGUAG